AUGUUUGGGGCAGUUUGUUCGGGUCGUCCAAUACAGCUAGCGCAGCAAGUGGAACCCAUGAAAUGGGUUUUCACGAUGAACAACGCUUCUAACAUAAAUCAUAUUGCAAUCUUCUUACUUCCCCAAUCGGAAUUUACAGAUCCAAACUACACCGCCUUGGUAUAUUUCCAAUUGCCCAACUCAACCGAGUUCAAGUUGCUUGGUGGUUUGAAUCCGAAUAAGCCAUCAGCCAUUUUCAAGCUUAACAACACUGCAACAAAAGCGUCCCAGUCAUACUUUGCUGACGACGAUGCUAUGAAUGACGACUUGGGUGCAAGUGUAGACAACGUCGUUCUUAAUAUUGGAAUCGCAAUUGAACCGACGCCUCAAGCGGAAGUUCUCUUGCUACAAGAGAAACAGAAGGCAUCUAAAUCCAUACUUCCAGCCGUGCAACCACCACCAGCACCACAAGCUCCUCUGGAUAUUGCAAGUUUAGCUAACAAGAUUGUCAAACAUGCCUACAACUUUUUGGGAAGUUUUGUUGACGGUACAGGAAAAGUCCCCAUGAAGGCGUUCGACAACUGGUGGGACAAAUUUAAAGUGAAGCUUGCCAACAACCCUAAUUUUUUGAACGAGUUGGAUUAG
Molecule: messenger RNA, 624 nt
Organism: Clavispora lusitaniae ATCC 42720
Lineage: Eukaryota; Fungi; Ascomycota; Pichiomycetes; Serinales; Metschnikowiaceae
Biological process (GO): protein import into nucleus
Cellular component (GO): cytosol; nucleus
Molecular function (GO): nuclear import signal receptor activity
Source: RefSeq, a predicted model, not a curated record